Penicillium coprophilum is the source of this 489-nucleotide messenger RNA. RefSeq lists its product as uncharacterized. The record is from RefSeq and is a predicted model, not a curated record. Bases 1 to 489 code for a protein of 162 amino acids. NCBI's taxonomy places the organism in Eukaryota, Fungi, Ascomycota, Eurotiomycetes, Eurotiales, Aspergillaceae. The transcript has 2 exons.
AUGCCUUCCCUCAACAUCAGACUCAGAGGUCACUUUACCAUAAGUCACUUCCCAGAACAGAAGAUGGGUGGGAAGUCGCGCAAUGAGGCCGUGCUCGAUGCUGUAAUGAAGGCCAAUCAGCAUGCAAAGGCUGUUGGUUUUGAUACGGCUACACCGACGGAUAUCAAGGAACUUGAAGCCCAGCCUGCGAGUCCUUCGGGUUAUCUGCAGAGGCCUAUCUAUCGUCAUUCCAGUGGGGUGAGCUUGACGCCUCAGGAUAUCUUGAUUUAUUGUUGUUUGGAAAUUUCUUUCGAAUGUGUGUCCGAUCUUGGAUCUACGGAUCGAUCUGGUAAUACUCCUAGGCUCCUGGGUUUGAUGUGGAGAGUUGGGAGUCGUGCUAGUCAAUCAUUGCUCACAGAUACGGUGGACUUUUGGAUUCAGCAUGUUUUGCACUUGAUUAAGAAAUUGACAUACACGCAAUCUUUGAAACUGGUCGCCUUUACUAAAUGA